This is a messenger RNA of Colletes gigas, 3778 nucleotides long. Its product is annotated as transmembrane protein 245. The record is from RefSeq and is a predicted model, not a curated record. Bases 430 to 3051 code for a protein of 873 amino acids. The transcript is spliced from 8 exons. NCBI's taxonomy places the organism in Eukaryota, Metazoa, Arthropoda, Insecta, Hymenoptera, Colletidae.
CUGUGCAGAAUAUUACGGAUGAUACUUAACAAUAAUUUUGUCAAUAUCGUAUCGAUUUCAUUCAUUCGUAGCAAUUUCUGCCUGCAGUCUCUAUUAUUAUUUUUUAUUUCAAGUAGCGUAUUUCGCAACGAGAUCAAUCGCGAACGCUGUGAUGCGUCAAAUCAUUUGUUGCGGUAUCACUCGUUCCACUUUCUCUUCUCACAGUCGCACUGACACAUGUAGUAGUGUAUGCAAACAUGGGGUUUCGUAUAAAGAACUGCAUAGUGUUAUCCGUAUUGUAACUUUAUUGUUAUUUACUUCCCAAAUCGUACCACUUUUAAGAGAGUGUUGUUUUUUAAGUACUUUUAAAGUUCGUUAGUGAAAUACGGUAUGAGAGAAAAAUUCAAAAUUGAAUGAGCGCACAAAAAGGAAAUUGAUUACGUAUACACGAUGGACAGUACGAGAUCGCCUAUGGAUAACCUCUUUAACAUGCUGUCAAGCUUCAGCGCGGAUCACGAAAAAGCUUUAAAGCAAGGCAUUUACAAUGCUGUUGCACUCUUUCUUUUAUGCCUGGGUUCGGCGGCUGGGUACGGACUGUACAUUAUAUUGAGUCCCUUCAUAAAACCAUUAAUAUGGGCCUUAUUAUGCGGUUCAGUACUAUUCCCUUUCAAAUAUUCAUUAACUACCGUUGUACAGUUAUGGUUCGAGAAAACAGAAUCAUCUCACACACCAUUGAUCAUAAAUUUAACGCUAUUACCUAUACAAAUAGUGGACAAAGUCUCUGACAGUUUGGGAUCAUUUCUAUGGAGACACGUUAAAUACGUUAUCGGUAUAUUCUUACUGGGAACAAUGGUUCUUGGUUUAUAUCAUUAUACACCUGCUAUAUUAAGUUGCCUUGUAUGGAGGAUAUGUAUGAUUUUCAAUACUAUUUUUGAAUUUUUUAUAACAACAUGCAAUAUUUAUACGAUUGCUGUUUUACUUAUUGGAUAUCUGUCUGUGUUAUACAUUUAUUGGACACCGCAUAACUCUAUACAUUUUCGUUAUACGUCAUUUGUUAUAUGGUUCAUAAUUAGUCUAUAUCUUUCAAAUAUAUUAGGAGCUUACCAAGUUCUUGUAUUUAUAACAUUGCAAAUAUUGUGCCUAACAGGAUUUAUUUAUGAAGUAAUACUUAUAAUGGAGAAUCAAGAAUUAAAUGGCAGAUACAUGACAUUUAUGGAAGCAGCAUGCUUUGCAUUAACAAAUAGCUUGAUUACAAAUGUCCAGAGGGACACAUUAACUCCAUUAAUAAGUGACAAACCUGUAGGAAGUAUUAGCGAUGAUGUCACAGGUAUUCAGACAGAAGAUACGAACGAAGAAACUAUAAAAUCUAUUUCUGAGUUUAAUACAAAAGUAUAUAAAAAAUCAGUCUCAUUGGAUGCAGAUGCGAAUGUUCAUCCAAAAAAAUUACGAUCUACGAGUAAUUUACCAUCCGGUAGCAACAUGUCAUUACGCGAUCGUUAUCUUUUAAGAAGAUUAAAAACUGAAUUAAGACUAUCUAUAGAUGUGGAAAAUGAUAAAGUUGACACUGACAAAUAUAUGUAUGGGGCAUUGUAUGCUUGCAUUGGUAUGAUUCUGUGGAAACACAAAUGGAUAAUAUAUAUUUUAAUGAUUCCUACAGCUUUUUAUGUUAUCAAACAAUUUGGCAAUUAUUUUGGAUUAUGGGAUAUGAUAGGAAAACAAUGCAGUGCCGUUAUGCAAGUUAUAAAAACAUGGUGUUCGGAGCGACAUCAAGCCCUUUUACCAGCCAAUGUCAGAGGUUUAUUUAAAGUUGGAAUAAUAAUCGACGAAAAAGUAACAAAAGCACUGAAAGGGUCGGUCGAUACAGUAGCAACAAUUGCCGUGAUUUUUGGGCUGCUUGUAUUUACUACAUGUGCGUCUAUUUUUAUAACAAUACAGGUUUAUACGGAAGGCAUACACCUUAUCCAAAUUACGGGGGAAAUACUUAAUUCGUCUUUAAUGAGUAACCCAGACAUCGAUUGGCUACCAGAACAAUGGGAAGAUUCUGUUAAUAGUGUGUUAGAUAAUGCUUAUACAUACGGACGAAGCGCUAUAUCCGAUGGUGUGAAAGGUUUGGUAAAAGAUUUGGAUCCUGCAAAAGCCGAACACAUGGAAAAGAAAGUUUUAGAACUUUGGGACAAGCUUUAUCAAGCAUGGAUGAUGUCCAAUGAAAAUCCAGAUCAAAUUGGUACUGCUGUAGAUGUUACAGCAGCCUAUUCAGUAUGGGAGAGUUUCAAAGAAAGUUUCGGAAAAACACCAUUACAAUUAUUUAAUAUGGCCAGCAUACAAAAUUUUGUAAAAGAAAAUAUUGGAAUUUUUAUGUCUGUACUGGAUUCCAUUUGGAACAUAGUCAAGGGCAAUAUGUCCGUAAUACUGACGAUUUUUAGCGAAUUAUUUUAUAUUGUACUCAUGAGCGGAUCAGCAGUGCUUAAUUUUACCCUUAGCAUGGUGGUGUUUUUCACAACACUAUUUUAUCUUCUCAGCUCUAGCAACAGGAGUUACAAACCUGUUGAGUUGACUACAGUGUUCAGCCCCAUUAGUUGUCAUAGAUUUGCUGUGGCCUUACAAGAAGCAGUGAUCGGAGUAUUUGCCGCAACAUUUAAACUUGCGUCUUUCUUCGGCAUGUGGACAUGGUUUAUACAUAAUUUGUUUCAAGUGAAAAUUGUUUAUUUGCCAGCAACUUUUGCAACAAUACUUGGAGCUGUGCCAUUUUUGGACGCAUAUUUCGCUUGCAUCCCAGCUACAUUGGAGCUUUGGUUUACUCGUGGGCCCAUGAUUGCUAUCCUGUUUUUUAUGUUCCACUUUCUUGCGUGCAACAUCGUUGUAACGGAAUUCUACAAAGAAAUCAAAGGCGGUGGACAUCCAUAUCUUACAGGGCUUUCAAUAGCAGGUGGAAUUUUUUGUUUGGGAGUGGAGGGUGCAAUUUUUGGGCCUUUAUUACUAUGUUGUAUUAUGGUAGCUAUUAACUUGAGUCGUCGUUACCUUCAUUCGCCAUCAGACGAAACUAUUCCCGCGUAUUCUGAAAUUAAACGUUAAUGCUGUUGAUAUAUGUCCGUAAGCAAUUAGUAGAAAAAAAAAAUCAAAAGUUUUUUGCAACAGACAUGCAAUUCGGCUUUGUAGAUAAAUUUUUAGAAAUAAUAGUUCACGCUAAGUGAUAACAUUUUAAAAAUGCCUUAAAUGAAACUUAUAAUACAAGAAAGCAUGAAAAUUAAAAUUUUUCCAUAUAGAGUCUAAAAUUUGUGCAGAGUAUUGAAAAAGUAACAAGCUUCUUAUACGAAUCUCUUUGGAAAAAAAAAAUUCAGGGAUUGUUAUUUUUAUCUAGUCUUCGAACAAAUAUAUCGCUUUUAUAUUUAUUUUUUUUUUAAAUAGAGUUUUACACAAAGAUGUCUUAAUAACGAUGUGAUUUUACAAACUAUGAUAUAUAUAAGAAAACUUCGCUUACGCUUAUUACGCAUAAGAUUAAUUAUAACUAAAAACAAUUGUAAUUGAAAAAGAAAGUAAAUAGUGUAGGAGGAUACGUGUAAUGUGUGACGAUAUGUGUACGUAUGUGACGAUGGCCCAUGGUCACAGAGUAACCUGUAGGUUACUUUAUAGUAAUAUAUUUUUUGUAUUAUGUUUCAAAUCUAAUUUCGUUAAUAACUUACGUUGUUACUAAAAUGAGCAGAAAUGUAUACAGAUUGUUUCCAGAUAAUUACUGUUUGUUUUUUUCAUCAAUUUUUCAGAGUUAUGUGCAUAAAUAUAUUUUUCGUUAGAUAUAAAUAGC